This is a messenger RNA of Lodderomyces orthopsilosis Co 90-125, 1371 nucleotides long. RefSeq lists its product as uncharacterized. Bases 1 to 1371 code for a protein of 456 amino acids. NCBI's taxonomy places the organism in Eukaryota, Fungi, Ascomycota, Pichiomycetes, Serinales, Debaryomycetaceae. The transcript has a single exon. Gene Ontology annotation, biological process: transmembrane transport. The record is from RefSeq and is a predicted model, not a curated record. Gene Ontology annotation, molecular function: transmembrane transporter activity. Gene Ontology annotation, cellular component: membrane.
AUGAAAUGGGUUCAAUCUAUUUCGUACCUGAUAAAAUCAUAUUUAUCUCAACAUAUCUCAACCACUAAUCUACGAAUAGCUGCAUUUGCUGUCGCCUUAUUUUCCUGUCUUGUAUCAGGAUCAAUUUUACUAUUCACUUUAUUUGGCCCAUCUUUUCAUAAUGUGCUUGGACUUUCAUAUCUUGAAAUAAACUGGAUAGCUUCCUUAUCAGCAGGUGGGAUGUACUUGUGUCUUCCUGCUUUGGGCUACUUAUCCGACUGUUAUGGCCCAUCCGUAUUGUCAUUUUUAUCCGUGUGGUUCUUUGUUCCUAGUUAUGCACUCAAUAGUUAUUUGGUACAAAUUGGAUGUAGUAAAUUGGCAUUGUAUUGUGGGUCAUUUUGUUUGAUUGGGUUGGCUACUUCCUCAUUGUAUUUUUCAAGUUUGUUAACUUGUGCAAAGAUUUUCCCCAAACAUAAAGGAUUGGCUAUAUCGUUGCCUGUAACUUGUUAUGGUUUAAGUGCAUUACUUGGAUCACAAUUACUCAAACUCGGCUAUUUUAAAAUGAUUUAUCGAUUGGAUACAGAGAUGUUGGAUUUAGUUAAAGUGUUCCGGUUUUUUGCAUGGUUGUAUUCAUUUGUUGGAGUGUUGAGCUUUAUAUCUAGCUCCAUUGUUCUUGUUGAACAGGAUGUCAUUUUUGAUUUAGAUGAGACUGAUGCUGAUGAUUCUACUUCUUUAUUGCACAACGAUUUGACGCCUCAAAGAUCAACAAGAUCGAUUGAUCCACCAAAUCACAAAAAGAGAUUUAUUUUAUUUUUAAGAGAUGUAUCCUCAUGGGUGCUCUUAAUUUCACUCAUUAUGAAUAUUGGUCCUAUGGAGAGUUAUCAAAACAAUUUAAGCUCAAUUGUUGCCAUUUUAGAACCAGUGAAAUCAGAAUCCAACCUUUCGGAUAAAGUCAGUGUGCUAGCCACUUCAUCAACCAUAGCUAGAUUGGUAUUUGGCGGAUUGAGUGACGUGUUGGAAACUAAAGGGUACAGUUCAAUUACCCUCUUAUUAGCUUCAGUGGCCUGCGGUAUUGGUGGACAAUGGUUUAACAAUGUUGUACUUAAUGGUAUAUCAUACGGAGGAAUGUUUACCAUUUACCCCACUAUAGUUGCAUCAGUAUGGGGUAUCGAUAUCAUGGGCUCUACAUGGGGUUCAUUUAUGGUUGCACCAGCAAUGGGCUCUAUCAUGUUUUCCCUAUUUUAUGGAAAAAUCGCUGAUGCUGGUCAAAAUGGGAAUGAUGUAGAGAGGUUACAAAUUUAUUUCAAGGCUACAUCGUUUUCAUUGUUUGUGAGUUGUAUAUUAGUGUUAACAGCUUAUAGAAUAUGGCGCAAAAGGGGCCAGUCAUGGUAG